AUGAAAAAUCGUAUGUCGAACGCGUCGCAGCAGUUCGUCGAGUUCUUCUCACGAGUCGUCUGUUGGCUAUGGGAGACCCUCGAAAAGUUAUUGGACAUCAUUCUCGAUUUCUUGGCGAGAUUAAUCGAGCUGAUACUAGCGGUGAUGAACCUGAUUUUCCAGGUGAUCUGCUUCUUCAGGGAUCUCUUCAUGGAGGCUAUGCAAACAUUCGCGAACGUCUUUCGAGGGAUCGUGAAUGUAGUUAGCAAUAUCAGCUGCGAGGAAAUUGAAGAUUUCGCCUCCGCGUGCAUCGUAGUUCUCCUUUGGAUCGCGGCGUUUAAAUUCACGAAGAAUUUCUUUCAAAACUCUCGAAUAGCUUCGUACUUUUGCACACGAAACGCGAUUUCGAACGAAAACAACAAUAACAAGGUGACUAAACCUGGGCUAGAGGUUUGUCUCCCGCAGAAAAGAACAGGGAAAAGGAUGAAUCGACGUCAUGGGAAACGACCUCGAGCCGAGCCCAAACAGGAAUUAGACGACUAG
Habropoda laboriosa is the source of this 522-nucleotide messenger RNA. RefSeq lists its product as uncharacterized. NCBI's taxonomy places the organism in Eukaryota, Metazoa, Arthropoda, Insecta, Hymenoptera, Apidae. The transcript has 2 exons. Bases 1 to 522 code for a protein of 173 amino acids. The record is from RefSeq and is a predicted model, not a curated record.